GUGUGUGUGUGGGGAGGGAGUUUCUGAUUUCUGGACAGAGCUCUUCUCAUAGUGAUGAGUGACUCAGAAGAGGUCAAGAAGGAGCACAGUGACAUGGAAAAGGACAUGGAAGCAGGCGGUCCUUCAGUGUCCCCUGGACAGGUGCUGCCCUCCCCCUCCUCCACCUUAACCCAGACACAGGCUCCUCCCCCUCCAUACCCAGCACAGGCCCCUCCCCCACAGGGAUACCAACAGACUCCACCCUACGGUCAGAUGGUGCAGCCAGGUCAGAUGGUACAGACUGCACCACAGCCAAUGCAGGCUGUACCACAACAGGGUCCCAUGAUGCAGGUCGCACCCCAGAUUCAGAUGGUUCAAAUGCAACAGGGUCCCAUGAUGCACGCCACAUCCCAGCCAAUACAGAUGGUCCAACUCCCACAGGGCCAGCUUCUGAUUUGUUCUGGGGACCUUGGCGACGUGGCUACCAUGACAACGUGCCGUAACUGUGGACAGCGGGUCCAAACCAGAGUGGUGUAUCACAGCGGCGCCUUCACCUGGCUCAUAUGUGGACUCUGCGUUCUGUUUGGGUUGGUGUUUGGAUGUUGUGUCAUCCCCUUCUUCGUGGACAGCUGCAAAGAUGCCCAUCACUUUUGCACCAACUGCAAUGUCAACCUGUGUAUCCACAAGAGGAUGUAGCGUUGUAGGGUGUAGCACACACACACACACACACACACGGAAUCUUGUACACACUCACACUGUCACACACACACUCGCACACACA
Messenger RNA from Alosa alosa (allis shad), 760 nucleotides. Its product is annotated as lipopolysaccharide-induced tumor necrosis factor-alpha factor homolog. NCBI's taxonomy places the organism in Eukaryota, Metazoa, Chordata, Actinopteri, Clupeiformes, Clupeidae. The transcript is spliced from 7 exons. The record is from RefSeq and is a predicted model, not a curated record. Gene Ontology annotation, molecular function: zinc ion binding. The coding region runs from base 55 to 675 and encodes 206 amino acids.